AUUGCCAAGCCUAUAUCAGAAAAUUGCGUUGUGUCAUUGAUUCUGAUAUCGAUUCGGUAGCCUGCGCGUGGAAUACAAUUUACGUUCAUAGUGUGGGAUCAGGUUUCAAGCCUUUUGUCCUGCGCAUUCAGCUGUAGAGACAUCAAGUAUUUAGAAAUUAGUGAGACUGAGGAAAAAUUGUCAAACGAACUUAUAAGAAAUACUACGGACAAUUCAACUCUUUCCUUUGUGGAAAAUGAAGCAUCAGACGGGAACUGAUCUCGAGAGGGACGUUCGUGGGAUUCACUCCGCUCCUCCUCUUUUGAACCUCUACAUGCGACCUCUGAAAAUCACUUUGGACUGGGGCAGUGAGAGGGUCAGACCACCACAGAGACCUCAGUACAAUGGAGGAGGCAGCCGGCAGAUCCACCAAGAAAAAGGUUGUCGCAGUGGUGGGCGGUGGUUUGGUUGGGGCACUGAAUGCCUGCUUCUUUGCCAAGAGAGGCUUUGAUGUGGAAGUCUUUGAAAACAGGGAAGACAUCCGGCACGCCAAAAUUGUGAGGGGGAGAAGCAUCAACCUGGCUUUGUCUCACAGAGGCCGGCAAGCACUGAAACGUGUCGGAAUGGAGGAGAAGAUUGUCUCCCAAGGAAUUCCCAUGCAUGCAAGAAUGAUCCAUUCACUGAGUGGGAAACAGUCCCCAAUCCCUUAUGGCAAGAAAGGCCAGUACAUCCUGUCCGUAGACCGUGCCAAUUUGAACAAACAGCUGCUAACAGAGGCAGAGACAUAUCCAAACACAAAGCUGAACUUUGAGCACAAACUGCAGGACUGGAGGGCUGAAACAGGGCUAAUGACCUUUGUAAGGUCAGAUGGAUCCAAGGAGCAGAUCAAGGCAGACCUUAUUGUAGGCUGUGAUGGAGCUUUCUCUGCCAUCCGCAAGCAAUUCCUUCGUCGCAGCCGCUUCAACUAUAGCCAGACCUACAUCCCCCAUGGCUACAUGGAGCUCACCAUGCCACCCAUCAAUGGAGAGUUUGCCAUGAAGCACAAUUAUCUGCACAUCUGGCCACGAAACACAUUUAUGAUGAUUGCCCUGCCCAACUUGGACAAGACAUUUACCUGUACCCUCUUCAUGCCCUUUGAUGAGUUUGAGAAGAUCACCACAGGAGAUGAAGUCAUUGAGUUUUUCCAGAAAUACUUCCCUGACACCAUACCACUAAUAGGAGUUGAUGCUCUCAAGAGGGAUUAUUUCCGAUUGCCUGCGCAGGCCAUGGUGUCUGUCAAGUGCUCCCCGUAUCACAUUGGCGACAAAUGUGUCCUUAUGGGCGAUGCAGCCCAUGCAGUGGUGCCUUUCUAUGGGCAGGGGAUGAACGCUGGCUUUGAGGACUGCAUCGUCUUUGAUGAAAUUCUGGAUCAGUUCAAUGAGGAUUUCAGUGCUGUACUGCCUGAGUAUACUAGAGUGCGAGUUCCAGAUGACCAUGCCAUUGCAGACCUGGCCAUGUACAACUACAUUGAAAUGCGAGCACAUGUCAACUCCAAAUGGUUCAUUUUCAGAAAACAUGUUGAUAACUUCCUCCACUUCCUCAUGCCAAAGACAAUUAUUCCACUUUACACAAUGGUCACUUUCACAAGAACGAGAUACCAUGAAGCUGUCCAGCGCUGGCAUUGGCAAGACAAGGUGAUAAACCGUGGCCUGCUGUUCAGUGCUAUGGGAGCUGUUUUAGGAGGCUCCUACCUGCUCAUCAAAAAUCCUCCCGAUUUCAACAAGCUCAUCAUCCCCACUGAGAAAAUGUGGAACAGGCUUGUGGCCUUCAGGACCUUUUGAGCACUGGCAGAGUCUCUGAUCUGACAGACAAGUGUUAAGACUGGAGUGUUAAACACUAGAAGGAACUGAGGGGGGUCUAAAUUUUAAUAAGAGUUUGAAUGAGUCCUUUAAUUCCCAAUGAAGGUUCUGCCGGGCAAAUUAAUGUAUUGUAAUAAUGAUUGUUGUUACUUAUACCCAUCAUAAUGAUUGAUUAUAUGAUUUAUAAUAUUCUACCAGUGUUAAACUGAUAAUGGUUUUACUGAAGGACUCCCAACAGUAUAUUUUUUCAAUCUUUAGAUUUGAUUACUUCCAUGCCAUCAUCAUGAUUUGCUGAUGGCUUUUAAUCUGAAAACAAAAUGUCAGAAUUAAAUUCAGGAUCAGGGGCAGGGUCUAGGGUACAUGUGUAUGAUUUUAUAUCGAUGCUUAUAAAAAAAUUGCAAAUAAAUGUUCCUUCAGCUCAUA
Molecule: messenger RNA, 2240 nt
Organism: Xiphias gladius (swordfish)
Lineage: Eukaryota; Metazoa; Chordata; Actinopteri; Istiophoriformes; Xiphiidae
Product: kynurenine 3-monooxygenase
Exons: 16
Coding region: 384-1799 (471 amino acids)
Biological process (GO): NAD+ metabolic process; quinolinate biosynthetic process; L-tryptophan catabolic process
Cellular component (GO): mitochondrial outer membrane
Molecular function (GO): NAD(P)H oxidase H2O2-forming activity; FAD binding; kynurenine 3-monooxygenase activity
Source: RefSeq, a predicted model, not a curated record